AAAAAAAAGAGAGAGAUAAUUUUUGGAAUGAUUUCAUUUCCUCAUAAAUCCCAUUUAUUUGUUUGUUUCAGUCUCUGAAAUUCCAGUUCCCUCUUAAGAGAUUCACACAUUUUCUCUCAUUGAACUCCUAGAAAUUUAUUUCCUCAUCAACUCUUCUUCCAGUGUAUGAAAUUCACUUGGUAAAAAACUUCCCCACUUCCUCAAAAUCCCAUAUUUUCUCCUAGUUUAAUCUGUGAAAUCAAAUUUCCCCCUUCAUUUCAGUUUUUGAAAUCCCAUUUCUUCUGAAAACCCUAUUGUUCUUCUCAUUCUUUUGACAAUGAGUAAUUCCCAAGCAUCCAAAUCAACGAAACAUUCAAAGUCUUCAACUUUAGCUCCCUCGAAACCAUCUUCACUCUCUUCCCACCUUGCAAUGGUGGAACUAAAGCAAAGGAUUUUAACCUUACUUUCCAAGCUUUCUGACCGUGACACUUACCAAAUAGCUGUUGAAGAUCUUGAAAAGAUUGUCCAAUCCAUUUCCCCCGAAUCCCUUCCCAUGUUGCUCAAUUGCCUGUUUGAUUCUUCCAAUGAUUCAAAACCAGCUGUAAAGAAAGAAUCUUUAAGGUUACUAUCAAUGCUAUGCAAUUGCCACGGUGAAUUGGCAGCUUCCCAUUUGACUAAAAUAAUUGCCCACAUUGUCAAAAGGCUGAAAGAUGCUGAUUCUGGGGUGAGAGACGCUUGUCGUGAUUCGAUUGGAGCCCUUUCGGGGCAGUAUUUGAAAGGGGAGAAUGAGGGGACUCUAGUGGGAUUGUUUGUCAAGCCAUUGUUUGAAGCAAUGGGGGAACAGAACAAAGGGGUGCAAUCUGGUGCAGCGACCUCUAUGGCUAAGAUGGUGGAAUGUGCUGCUGAUCCUCCUUUGGCUGCUUUCCAGAAGCUUGGUCCAAGGAUCUGCAAGCUGUUGAAUAGUCAAAAUUUUAUGGCUAAAGCUUCCCUUUUGCCAUUAGUGGCGAGUUUGUCACAGGUGGGAGCAAUUGCACCUCAGAGCAUGGAAGCUUUGCUGCAAAGCAUCCAUGAAUGCCUUGGGAGCAUAGAUUGGGCGACACGGAAGGCAGCUGCUGAUACUUUAAGUGCCUUGGCUCUACAUUCAAGUAAUUUGAUUGCAGAUAGAGCAUAUUUGACGAUUACUGUACUUGAGGGUAGCCGCUUUGACAGGAUGAAACCUGUGAGAGAUGCCAUGACUGAAGCAUUGCAAUUAUGGAAGAAGAUUGCAGGGGAAGGGGAUGCUGGAGCUGCAGAUGACCAGAAGUCUCGUGAUGGUGACAAUACUAAAUCAGCUGAAUCAUCACAAAAGAGUGGUUUGAAAAAUCCAAAUGUUUGUGAUAAAAAAACAGAUCCAUCAGGAAAGGAUUCAUCUAACAAUCUUUCCCCUACUUCAGAUUCCGUUUCCCAAGGCAAAGGUGGAAGCAUUCCUGACAAAGCAGUUGUAAUUUUAAAGAAGAAAGCACCUGUUUUAACGGACAAAGAGCUGAAUCCUGAAUUCUUCCAGAAACUAGAAACAAGGGGUUCUGGUGAUGUACCAGUUGAAGUAGUUGUUCCUCGUAGGCGCCUUAAUUCUUCGAACUCGAAGAAUGAGGAAGAAUCCGAGCCCAAUGAUCCAGACUCGAGAAGAAGGUCGAGUUGUAUGGGAAACAGCCAAGCAGAUGAUUUUUGUGCAUCCUCUGGCAGCAAAAACCGUAACAUUGAGAGAGGAGCUGCUGCUGCGUCGGAUAAAUGGCCCGAAGAAAAGAUAAAUGGAAAAGACCAAAGAACAAGGGCAUUUGAUGCUAAUAACAGGAUAGAUGUAAAUCAAAGGGAGCAAUCUGGAAAUUGUUUAGGUUACUCGAAGGUGGAUGGACAGUUUGAAAAAUCCUUUAUCGGCAACAAAGGGAAUUGGCUGGCUAUCCAGAGGCAGUUAUUGCAACUUGAGAGGCAACAAGGGCAUCUUAUGAACAUGUUGCAGGAUUUUAUGGGUGGUUCUCAUGAUAGCAUGGUGACUUUGGAGAAUAGAGUUAGGGGCCUUGAGCGAAUUGUUGAAGACAUGGCUAGGGAUUUAUCGUUAUCAUCAGGCAGGAGAGGUGGUAAAUUUAUGGCAGGGUUUGAAGGAUCAUCUAAUAGACCUUUAGGGAAGUAUAAUAGCUUGUCUGACUAUGGUUCCAAGUUCAGUGGGCGAGCUCCAUAUGGAGAAAGGUUUGCACAAUCUGAUAGAAUUGCUCCAGGUGGGAGAGGAAGGGGAUCUUCUUCGAGAUCUGAAAUGUCUGAUGAUUGGGAUUUCGCUGCAUUUGGUGCUUCGAGGAAUGGGAAAAUUCCAUCAAGAAGAGCUCCAGCCAGCGGCGGCGGCCUGGAUGGUAGAUCACCCAAAUCAGAACAUGAGAGUGACCAGGUUGGUGGCAGGAGAGGUUGGGAUAAGGGUCCCAGGCCUGUGAGGCUCGGUGAAGGACCUUCUGCUAGAAGUGUUUGGCAGGCGUCAAAGGAUGAAGCCACCUUGGAAGCAAUACGUGUCGCUGGGGAGGACAGUGGAGCAUCCCGAACUGGACAUGUGCCUGAAUUGACUGCUGAAGCUCUCGGGGAUGAUAAUGGUGGACCAGAACGAGAUCCAGUCUGGACUUCUUGGAGCAAUGCAAUGGAUGCCCUUCAAGUAGGCGAUAUGGAUUCCGCUUAUGCUGAAGUUCUGUCAACGGGGGAUGAUCUAUUGCUUAUAAAGCUAAUGGAUAAAUCGGGUCCUAUGGUCGACCAACUUUCGAAUGAGAUAGCAAUCGAAGCCUUGCAUGCUAUCGCACAAUUUCUUCUGGAGCCGGAUUUGUUUGAUAUCUGUCUAUCCUGGAUUCAACAGCUGGUAGAAGUGGUGUUAGAAAAUGGACCUGAUGCAUUGUGUAUUCCCAUGGAGUUGAGGAAAGAGCUUUUGUUGAAUUUGCAUGAGGCGGCUUCCACAACAGAUCCACCGGAGGAUUGGGAAGGCGUCGCACCUGACAAACUUCUACUGCAGUUAGCAUCAGCCUGGGGGAUUGAGUUGCAUCUGUUUGAUAAGUAAUCUGUGACCGGUAAUGAAAUCAUGUGUUCUGCUUGCAAACUUCUUGAUUAGGAUACUGGAUCAGUACAUUUAUUUUACAUGAUUUUAUUUUUCAUUUUUCAAAUGGCUAUGAUGGCAUUGUGGUAUAAAUAUAAAUAUUGAUACAUUCAAAGCU
Hibiscus syriacus is the source of this 3197-nucleotide messenger RNA. RefSeq names its product microtubule-associated protein TORTIFOLIA1-like. The record is from RefSeq and is a predicted model, not a curated record. Gene Ontology annotation, cellular component: cortical microtubule, transverse to long axis. The coding region runs from base 317 to 3043 and encodes 908 amino acids. The transcript is spliced from 6 exons. Gene Ontology annotation, molecular function: microtubule binding. Lineage: Eukaryota; Viridiplantae; Streptophyta; Magnoliopsida; Malvales; Malvaceae. Gene Ontology annotation, biological process: circumnutation; multicellular organism development; unidimensional cell growth.